Hyaena hyaena (striped hyena) is the source of this 5461-nucleotide messenger RNA. It is a transcript of the gene ALK, whose product is annotated as ALK receptor tyrosine kinase. Gene Ontology annotation, cellular component: signaling receptor complex; membrane. The transcript has 29 exons. Bases 1 to 4878 code for a protein of 1625 amino acids. Gene Ontology annotation, molecular function: protein binding; ATP binding; transmembrane receptor protein tyrosine kinase activity. The record is from RefSeq and is a predicted model, not a curated record. Lineage: Eukaryota; Metazoa; Chordata; Mammalia; Carnivora; Hyaenidae. Gene Ontology annotation, biological process: cell surface receptor protein tyrosine kinase signaling pathway; regulation of neuron differentiation; positive regulation of kinase activity.
AUGGGAGCCUUAGGGCUCCUAGGGCUGCCGCUACUGCUGCUUUCAGCCUUGGGCUCCGGGACCGGAACCGGGACUUGGACCGGGACCGGGACUGGCCAGCUCGUGGGCUCUCCCGCCGUGGGGCCGGCUCUGCAGCCUCGGGAGCCGCUCAGCUACUCACGUCUGCAGAGGAAGAGCCUGGCAGUGGACUUUGUGGUGCCCUCGCUCUUCCGCGCCUAUGCCCGGGACCUGCUGUUGCCGCCUUCGUCCUCCUUGGAGUCGAGGGCUGGCCGGCCUGAGGCGCGCGGCUCCUUGGCUCUCGACUGCGCUCCACUUCUUAGGCUGGUGGGGCCACCGCCCUGGGUCUCCUGGACGGAAGGCACCAGCUCGCCAGCCGCUGCCCAGGCACGGACGCUGACCAGGGUGCUGAAGGGCGGCUCGGUUCGCAAGCUCCGGCGCGCCAAGCAGCUGGUGCUGGAGCUGGGAGAGGAGGCGAUCCUUGAGGGCUGCGUCGGGCCCCCAGAGGAGGUGACUGCGGGACUGCUCCAGUUCAACCUCAGCGAGCUGUUCAGCUGGUGGAUUCGCCACGGCGAAGGGCGGUUGAGGAUCCGCCUGAUGCCCGAGAAGAAGGCUUCGGAAGUGGGCAGAGAGGGAAGGCUGUCGGCGGCGAUCCGUGCCUCCCAGCCCCGCCUUCUCUUCCAGAUCUUGGGGACCGGUCACAGCCCCUUGGAGUCACCGACAAACCUGCCUUCUCCUCCUCCAGACCUUUUUGCGUGGAAUCUGACCUGGAUAAUGAAAGAUUCCUUCCCUUUCCUGUCUCAUCGUAGUCGAUAUGGUCUGGAGUGCAGCUUUGACUUCCCCUGUGAGCUGGAGUACUCCCCGCCACUCCACGACCUCGGGAACCAGAGCUGGUCCUGGCGCCGUGUGCCCUCUGAGGAGGCCUCCCAGAUGGACCUGUUGGAUGGGCCUGAGACAGAGCACUCCAAGGAGAUGCCCAGAGGCUCCUUCCUCCUCCUCAACACCUCAGCAAACUCCAAGCACACCAUCCUGAGCCCGUGGAUGAGGAGCAGCAGCGAGCACUGCAGGCUGGCUGUCUCGGUGCACAGGCAUCUGCAGCCUUCUGGGAGGUAUGUCGCCCAGCUGCUGCCCCACAAUGAGGCUGGAAGAGAGAUCCUCCUGGUACCCACUCCAGGAAAGCAUGGCUGGACAGUGCUUCAGGGAAGAAUUGGGCGCCCAGAGAACCCGUUCCGAGUGGCCCUGGAAUACAUCUCAAGUGGAAACCGAAGCUUGUCUGCAGUGGACUUCUUUGCCCUGAAGAACUGCAGUGAAGGAACAUCCCCGGGCUCCAAGAUGGCCUUGCAGAGUUCCUUCACCUGCUGGAACGGGAGAGUCCUCCAGCUCGGGCAGGCCUGCGACUUCCACCGGGACUGCGCCCAAGGAGAAGAUGAGAGCCAGCUGUGCAGUAAACUCCCUGCUGGUUUUUACUGCAACUUCGAGGAUGGCUUCUGUGGCUGGACCCAGGGCACGCUCACACCCCACGCCCCCCGGUGGCAGGUCAGGACUCUGAAGGAUGCCCAGGUCCAGGACCACCAAGGCCAUGCCCUGUUGCUCAGCACCACUGACGUCCCUACUUCCGAAAGUGCUACGGUGACCAGCGCUACAUUUCCUGCCCCUAUGAAGAACUCUCCAUGUGAGCUCCGAAUGGCCUGGCUCAUCCGUGGAGUCUUGCAGGGAAACAUCUCCUUGGUGCUGGUAGAGAAUAAAACUGGGAAGGAACAAAGCAGAACGGUCUGGCAUGUUGCCACCAAUGAAGGCUUGAGCCUGUGGCAGUGGACGGUGCUACCUCUUCUCGAUGUGGCUGACAGGUUCUGGCUGCAGAUUGUUGCGUGGUGGGGGCAAGGAUCCAGAGCCACCGUGGCUUUUGACAAUAUCUCCAUCAGCCUGGACUGCUACCUCACCAUUAGUGGGGAGGACAAGGUGCCACAGGAUACAGCACCCAAAUCAAGAAAUCUGUUUGAGAGAAACCCACACAAGGAGCCGAAGCCCUGGGAAAGUACACCAAGAGAGAUCCCCAUCUUUGAUCCUACAGUUCACUGGCUGUUCACCACGUGCGGGGCCAGUGGGCCCCAUGGCCCCACACAGGCCCAGUGUAACAACGCCUACCGGAAUUCCAACCUGAGCGUGGUAGUGGGGAGCGAGGGCCCCCUGAAGGGCAUCCAGACUUGGAAGGUGCCAGCCACCGACACCUACAGCAUCUCAGGCUACGGAGCUGCUGGCGGGAAAGGCGGGAAGAACACCAUGAUGCGGUCCCAUGGCGUGUCUGUGCUGGGCAUCUUCAACCUGGAGAAGGGUGACACGCUGUAUAUCCUGGUCGGACAACAGGGGGAAGACGCCUGCCCCAGCACAAACCGAUUAAUCCAGAAAGUCUGCAUUGGCGAGAACAACGUGAUAGAAGAAGAAAUCCGCGUGAACAGGAGUGUGCAUGAGUGGGCAGGAGGGGGCGGAGGAGGGGGCGGAGCCACCUACGUAUUUAAGAUGAAGGAUGGCGUUCCAGUGCCCCUGAUCAUUGCAGCCGGCGGUGGCGGCAGGGCCUACGGGGCCAAGACAGACACAUUCCACCCAGAGAGACUGGAGAAUAACUCCUCGGUUCUGGGGCUGAAUGGCAAUUCCGGAGCCGCAGGUGGUGGAGGUGGCUGGAAUGAUAACACUUCCCUGCUCUGGUCUGGAAAAUCUUUGCUGGAGGGUGCCACCGGAGGACAUUCCUGCCCCCAGGCCAUGAAGAAGUGGGGGUGGGAGACAAGAGGGGGUUUCGGAGGGGGUGGAGGGGGGUGCUCCUCAGGUGGAGGAGGCGGAGGAUAUAUAGGCGGCAACGCGGCCUCAAACAAUGACCCCGAGAUGGACGGGGAGGAUGGGGUUUCCUUCAUCAGUCCUCUGGGCAUCCUGUACACCCCAGCUUUAAAAGUGAUGGAGGGCCAUGGGGAGGUGAAUAUUAAGCAUUACCUAAACUGCAGCCACUGUGAGGUAGAUGAGUGCCACAUGGACCCUGAGAGCCACAAAGUCAUCUGCUUCUGUGACCAUGGGACAGUGCUGGCUGAGGACGGCGUCUCCUGCAUUGUGUCCCCCACGCCCGAGCCCCACCUGCCGCUCUCACUGGUCCUCUCCGUCGUGACCUCAGCCCUUGUGGCGGCCCUGGUCCUGGCUUUCUCCGGCAUCAUGAUCGUGUACCGCCGGAAGCACCAGGAGCUGCGAGCCAUGCAGAUGGAGCUUCAGAGCCCUGAGUACAAGCUAAGCAAGCUUUGCACCUCGACCAUCAUGACCGACUACAACCCCAACUACUGCUUUGCCGGCAAGACCUCCUCCAUCAGUGACCUGAAGGAGGUGCCUCGGAAGAACAUCACCCUCAUCCGGGGUCUGGGCCAUGGUGCGUUUGGAGAGGUGUAUGAAGGUCAGGUGUCUGGAGUGCCCAGCGACCCAAGCCCCCUGCAAGUAGCUGUGAAGACGCUGCCUGAGGUGUGUUCUGAACAGGAUGAACUGGAUUUCCUCAUGGAAGCCUUGAUUAUCAGCAAAUUCAACCACCAGAACAUCGUGCGCUGUAUUGGAGUGAGUCUGCAAGCCCUGCCCCGAUUUAUCCUGCUGGAGCUCAUGGCGGGAGGGGACCUCAAGUCCUUCCUCCGGGAGACCCGUCCUCGCCCGAACCAGCCCUCCUCCCUGGCCAUGCUGGACCUUCUGCAUGUGGCUCGGGACAUUGCCUGUGGCUGUCAGUAUUUGGAGGAAAAUCACUUCAUCCACCGGGACAUCGCUGCCAGGAACUGCCUCUUGACCUGUCCAGGUCCUGGCAGAGUGGCCAAGAUUGGAGACUUCGGAAUGGCCCGAGACAUCUACAGAGCGAGCUACUACCGGAAGGGAGGCUGCGCCAUGCUGCCGGUCAAAUGGAUGCCUCCAGAAGCCUUCAUGGAAGGAAUCUUUACUUCUAAAACAGAUACAUGGUCCUUUGGAGUGCUGCUGUGGGAAAUAUUUUCUCUUGGAUACAUGCCGUACCCUAGCAAAAGCAACCAGGAAGUUCUGGAGUUCGUCACCAGCGGAGGACGGAUGGACCCACCUAAGAACUGCCCUGGACCCGUCUACCGGAUAAUGACCCAGUGCUGGCAGCAUCAGCCCGAAGAUAGGCCCAACUUUGCCAUAAUUUUGGAGAGGAUUGAAUACUGCACCCAGGACCCAGAUGUGAUCAACACUGCUUUGCCCAUAGAAUACGGCCCACUCAUGGAAGAGGAAGAGAAGGUGCCCAUGAGGCCCCAAGACCCAGAGGGGAUCCCUCCUCUCCUAGUCUCUCCUCCACAAGCUAAACGGGAGGAAGGGCAGGAUCCAGCCGCCCCGCCCCCUCUGCCUUCCACUUCCUCUGGCAAAGCCUCCAAGAAGCCCACGGCUGCAGAGCUCUCUGUUCACAUCACCAGAGGGCCCGCCGUGGAAGGGGGACACGUGAAUAUGGCAUUCUCUCAGUCCAACCCGCCGUCCGAGCUGCACAAAGUCCAGGGAUCCAGAAACAAACCCACCAGCCUGUGGAACCCAACUUACGGCUCGUGGUUUACAGAGAAACCCACCAAAAAGAACAAUCCCCCGGCAAAGAAGGAGCCCCGAGAGAGGGGAAACCUGGGGCGGGAGGGAGGCUGUGCCGCCCCACCGAAUGCUGCACCGGCCAGACUUCCAGGCGCCUCUCUGCUCCUAGAACCGUCCUCGCUGACUGCCAACAUGAAGGAAGUGCCUCUGUUCAGGCUACGUCACUUCCCGUGUGGAAACGUCAACUAUGGCUACCAGCAGCAGGGCUUACCUUUAGAGGCCACCACUGCCCCCGGAACCGGUCAUUACGAGGACGCCAUUCUGAAAAACCCGCCUGGGCCCUGAGCCCAGCGGCGCUCGUUUAUCUUCCUUGGGAGCCCUGAGCCCGUGGAGGAGGGACAGGGAGUGGCUCCCCUACAACCAGAGACCAAAUGUCACUUUUCAUUUUGUGCCAACUGGUUUCGAAGUGCCACAGAAACAGCUAUAUUUUCAAAAUGCUUUCGGGAAAGGUAUCGAGCAUGGGUUCAUCUCAUUCUUUCAAAAGAAGAAAAUAUCCUAAAGACGAGUGAUAAACACGAGGGCCCCGAUUUGGUGGCAUUUGAUGCACACUUCCUCCCGCUUCUCUCGAACUGUGUGUGCCCUGUCUCAGUGCGGUCAGAACUCGCUGCUUCUGUGUCUCAUAGUCGGAGUCGUGGGUGUCUCCGUACCUCGUUGAUGUGGACCGGGACCACUUGAAGGGAGGGGAGGGAACAGAUAUAAAGGAGUUACUUGUAGUGAGCUGGCGUGGGGAAAGGCAUUCAUUCUUUACCGGGCAAGGAAAAAUCAGAGACAACUAACUGAAAUGUCCCUUUAGAUGAUGUCCGGAUGCUUUCGAUUGAGCUGAUUCAACGAUGAUUGUAAAAAAAAAAAAAAAAAAGUGAAUAGUUAC